Messenger RNA from Cercocebus atys (sooty mangabey), 1030 nucleotides. Its product is annotated as olfactory receptor 2AT4. Gene Ontology annotation, molecular function: G protein-coupled receptor activity; olfactory receptor activity. Gene Ontology annotation, biological process: G protein-coupled receptor signaling pathway. NCBI's taxonomy places the organism in Eukaryota, Metazoa, Chordata, Mammalia, Primates, Cercopithecidae. Bases 36 to 998 code for a protein of 320 amino acids. The record is from RefSeq and is a predicted model, not a curated record. Gene Ontology annotation, cellular component: membrane. The transcript has a single exon.
CUGCUCAUCUCUGAGAAAUCCAGCUGUGUCUCACCAUGGAUGCCACAGCCUGUAAUGAAUCAGUGGAUGGCUCACCCAUCUUCUAUCUGGUGGGCAUCCCCUCUCUGCCAGAGAUCUUCUUCUUCCCUGUGUUUUUUAUUUUCCUCCUCUUCUACCUUCUCAUCCUGAUGGGUAAUGCCCUGGUUCUGGUGGCCGUGGUGGCAGAGCCCAGCCUCCACAAGCCCAUGUACUUCUUUCUGAUCAAUCUCUCCACCUUGGACAUCCUUUUCACCACAACAACUGUCCCCAAGAUGCUGUCCCUAUUCUUGCUUGGGGACCGCUUCCUCAGCUUUUCUUCCUGCUUACUGCAGAUGUACCUCUUCCAAAGUUUUACAUGUUCAGAAGCCUUCAUCCUGGUGGUCAUGGCCUAUGACCGCUAUGUGGCUAUCUGCCACCCACUGCACUACCCUGUCCUCAUGAACCCACAGAUCAAUGCUACCUUGGCAGCCAGUGCCUGGCUUACUGCCCUCCUCCUGCCCAUCCCAGCAGUAGUAAGGACCUCCCAGAUGACAUACAACAGGAUUGCCUACAUCUACCACUGCUUCUGUGAUCAUCUGGCUGUAGUCCAGGCCUCCUGCUCUGACACCACCCUCCAGAUCCUCAUGGGCUUCUGCAUCGCCAUGGUGGUGUCCUUCCUCCCCCUUCUCCUGGUGCUUCUCUCCUAUGCCCACAUCCUGGCCUCGGUGCUUCGCAUCAGUUCCCGAGAAGGACGGGCAAAAGCCUUCUCCACCUGCAGCUCCCACCUCCUGGUGGUGGGCACCUACUACUCAUCUAUUGCUAUAGCCUACGUGGCUUACAGAGUUGACCUGUCCCUUGACUUCCACAUCAUGGGCAAUGUGGUAUAUGCCAUUCUUACACCAAUUCUCAACCCCCUCAUUUACACUCUGAGAAACAGGGAUGUAAAGGCAGCCAUCACCAAAAUCAUGUCUCAAGACCUAAGCUGUGACAGGAGCAUUUGACCUUUAAAUGCAGCUAAUUCUGCUUCCAGGAC